Messenger RNA from Papaver somniferum (opium poppy), 1272 nucleotides. RefSeq names its product vegetative cell wall protein gp1-like. The record is from RefSeq and is a predicted model, not a curated record. NCBI's taxonomy places the organism in Eukaryota, Viridiplantae, Streptophyta, Magnoliopsida, Ranunculales, Papaveraceae. The coding region runs from base 66 to 962 and encodes 298 amino acids. The transcript has 2 exons.
ACCUUACCCUUAAAAAAGGGGAACAAAAAAGAAAGCAGUAGUAGUCAAUUAGUAGUCAUUCAUCAAUGGAGCGUAAUUCCUCAUCUGCUGGUUUUUUCCUGCUUGUAAUCGUUUGUUUCUCAGCACUGUUUCAGAUAUCAUCAACGGAAGCUUUUUGUGAAAAUGCCCAAACACAAGAUGUGUACAAUGCUGCUGAUUGCACCGCUUGCCAAAAUACAUGUGUAAGAGUAUGUGCGGCACAAGGAAGUUCAUAUACUACACAACAGUGCACACCUAAAACCGGUACUGCAGCAUACGCAACAUGCAAGUGCUGUUGUUCACCUACACCAUUCUCUCCGCCACCACCUCCACCUUCCCCUCCACCUCCGCCUCCAUCACCGCCUCCACCUUCACCACCACCUCCAUCACCACCUCCACCUUCACCUUCACCACCACCCCCAUCACCACCUCCACCUUCCCCAUCACCACCUCCACCUGCCGCUCUUUGUCCGACUGAUCCUGUGGAAGUUUACAAUGCCGCUGACUGUGACGUUUGCACAAAUACCUGUAGUAGAUUAUGUAUGGCGACAGGAAGUUCACUUAUUGGAAAAGAAUGCGGACCUCAAACCAGUUCCGCGGGAGUAUCAUGCCAGUGUUGUUGUGCAAGUCCCCCACCACCACCUCCUUCGCCUUCGCCAACACCUCCUUCCCCAUCACCAUCUCCACCUUCCCCACCUCCUCCAUCUCCAUCCCCACCAUCUCCUCCAAGUCCGUGCCCACCACCAGCACCAGGCUGUGGAUGUGGCUGCGGAUCUGGAUGUGGUUGUUGCAACACCGAUGUUAACAUUCAGAUAUCAAUAAAAUCAGGUGGUAAUGCCCAAGUAACAAAAACGUCAUCAUCGUCCCCAACUGGUGGUAAUGUCAAAGUAUCAACACCAUCAUCAUCACCAUCUGCUAGGGGUGGUACUUAUGAUGAAUUGUGAUGAAUCGAUCACUGGCACGUACCUAGCAACAAUUAUUACUAUUAGUUAGUAGUAACAGAAUAAGCUCCUCUUACGGUGGAUGCAGUUGCAGUGAGUGUUGCUGGGUUCAAAAGAAGUAGUGCUUCAAUGAAGCUGAAGAUUAUGUCAUAAGUUUGCAAUGAAGUUUUUCUUAAUUAGGCUAUUAGUUUCUUCUUAUUACUGCAAAAAAGUUGUUGGUUGGUACAAUCUGUAGUAUUUGAUUGGAAAAAAUUAAGGGCAAUCCAAAUCCAUCGUCCAGUCUAAUACAUAUAGCAUUCAACCAUUGGUUCUA